AUGAUUUUACUAAGAAACGCUGAAGACUUUGAUGUGGUAGUUCUAAUCACUCAAGUCCUGACCAAGCCUGCAGGCGUUAGUAUACCCCCACGAGCGGUGCUUCGGCGUUUCUUUGUACCUUCAAACAAAUCAUCUUCCUUGUCUUCAUCCGGAUCGUCAUUUAAUUCGUUCCACCAAAAAUUCGGCUGUUUGGAGUCCUUUAAACCGAAUGCAAAGUACACCUUCUUGUUGGCGGAUACAGGGGAAACGCUGCUUCAUCGUGGAAUUAGGUUGCCUGUCUUCGCUCUUUCUGGACCCUCGUUGACCUUCAGCGAAAAGCAACAUUUGUGUGAUCAGGUGCAAAGAUUUUUUGGAGAUUUAAGUUAUCAAAUUGCCGAACGGUCGGUUCUGUGUGCUAUAGACGCCCCACAAAUGAAUAAAUUUGAGCUCCAAACUCUUCCCUUCGGCGAGAACUUCAACGCAACGUGUGUGGCGGAUGGGGAUCCGCUGCCACAGGUCAUGUGGUACAAAGACAAUUACCCCGUUGACAUCGCCACGAAUGGUCGCAAUGUCAGAGUGGAAGUCGUUCAAGUUAACAAUCAUGUUCGAGAAGCAAUCCUGGAAAUAGAUAAUCUCGUUCUCUUGGACAAUGGCGAUUACAUUUGCAGAGCGAAAAACCCUCUUGGCACCACACAAUCACUUCUCCAGCUACGAGUGACAACGGCUGGCGUUUCGCUGACCGACCAGGAGCUUGCCAUGGUCUUUUCGACGGUGUCCGCGGGAAGUGUGAACACCCUUUGGUUGCAAAUACUCUUCCAAUUCGUCUUCAUCGCUCUCUUCGGACUGAUCGUGGUUGGAAUUAUCCUUGUCUUUCGGCGCAAAGAUCGACGUGCAAAACAAAAGCGCAAAAUAAUGCGUGGGAAUGAGGUUCUCCUCAAGUCACAGUAUGUUCAAGUGAACACCUUUGAACCGCCCCCACCACCGAUCAAUUCGUCCCUUUCCACAAACCGACAGCCUCACUACCAGAAGGCCAACUUUUUCACCUCUGCGAUGCCACAAACACCGAACUAUGCACGCCUCGCCACUAAUGAAUUCAACCUUGACGUCUACAGCGACAUGAGAAACGAAAAAUCCCUUGAAGGGUCAACGACUCCGGAUCGUCCGCGACUUGCAGCAAUGCAACAGCCACAGCUCGUUAAUCUCUCCAGAAGCCCGCUAGAACCAAUCGAAGAGCAGGACAUUGACGUGUCAAGCAACUUCCUCUCUCCCACUCGGGAGAAUCCCAACUUCUUGUAG
This is a messenger RNA of Hydatigera taeniaeformis, 1275 nucleotides long. Lineage: Eukaryota; Metazoa; Platyhelminthes; Cestoda; Cyclophyllidea; Taeniidae. The record is from the annotation of a GenBank genome assembly.